This is a messenger RNA of Caenorhabditis briggsae, 1098 nucleotides long. Bases 1 to 1098 code for a protein of 365 amino acids. NCBI's taxonomy places the organism in Eukaryota, Metazoa, Nematoda, Chromadorea, Rhabditida, Rhabditidae. The transcript is spliced from 8 exons. Gene Ontology annotation, molecular function: protein binding. The record is from RefSeq and is a predicted model, not a curated record.
AUGGCGAAAAUCAGUAUCGAUGAUGAAGCGAUGGAUUUGGAAGAAGAAGUCGCCGGAUGGAAACAUUUGCCACCAGAGAUUCGUAUCAAUAUUCUAGCUCGGUUGCCAUUUCCAGACAAACAAAAUAUGACACUGGUCAAUUGGGAAACUGCGGAUUUGUGUAAACUUCUGCCGAACAAGCUUCACGAGUUGGGAAUCACGGAGCUUCCAUCAACAGCUAAAACGAUGCUCAUGAUGAAGUGGAAAAACGACGCAGGACGGGUUGUGAGUCGAAUGGUUGAAUUUCGUGGAACUUCUUUACGCCAAACCGAAUGUCCAGAGCACACUGCCGAAGCUAUGAGAGCAUUUUUGCGCAUCUGGAGAUAUUCGAAAAUCAAGAGUAUUAUCAUUGAAAUUCCAUGCUUCGAAGGUCUCUCGGGCAUCUGGGAGGAAGGAAUGGCAGGCAUUAAAACUAGCAUCGCGGUCCGCAGUUUCAACAUUCGCACCAACGACUAUCGUCUUGUAACCAAAGCACUUUCAGCUACGAAAAAUAAGGGACAGGAUAUAUCCCUCUUGGCAAACGAUCACGGUGGCAUGGAGACGGCUGUAUUUGAUAUCGAAAAAGUCAAAAAUGCUAGAAGUGUGAUUCUUUGGUCUCUUAUCAGCAACAUAAAAGACCAUCAAUUGCAUGCACUCUCCGCUCAUAAUAUCCGUCUACACAGCGAAUUCAUCACUUCGAAUUGUGUUGCAAAACUUAUACAGGAGUGGAAAGAGGGAAAGAGAUCGCUGGAACGUCUUCAUAUUACUUCUCCAUUGAUUGAUCUGGGUACAGUGGUCAGACAAGUUAGCGGAGUUUGUUGGAAGAAUAUGACAGAUAUCUGCUCAAUUAUCUGGCGAGAAGUUGAUGAGGAAGGAUACUCGUACGCCACACGUGGACCUACUUAUGAUAUUCCUGCAGCAAUCGGACUGAUUCCCGGUCCAGAUGGCACGAAUACAUUCAUAUUCCGCAUAAUCCGAAUGACUCGUGAGAUGUCGCGAGUUGUGUAUGAACGAUGUUCCGUUCAGUGUCCGAAUAUGGUCAGCUCCGAAGAUCUGGCCAGACAACAGCAACGCGUUUAA